Messenger RNA from Momordica charantia (bitter melon), 659 nucleotides. The record is from RefSeq and is a predicted model, not a curated record. Lineage: Eukaryota; Viridiplantae; Streptophyta; Magnoliopsida; Cucurbitales; Cucurbitaceae.
UCAGAAAUUUUAUCUCUCUCUCUCUCUCUCUCUCUCUCUCUCUCUCUCUCUCUCUCUCUAAAGUGAGAUUUAAAAAAAAAAAGAAAAAAAUGGAAGAAGAAUCGUCGUGUUCGCGAAAUAUGGAGGAGGUAUUGGGUGCGGCGCAGCAGUUGAUGCAGCUGAGCAACGAGGACGACAGUAGUAGCAAUGUCGUCACAGCGGAGAAGAAGAAGAAUAAUAAGAAGCGCGGCGGCGGCGACGGCGGCGAGGAGGAGGUUGAUCAGAAGAGAUGCCAAAUCGAAGCCUCAAUUUGGUCUAAAAUUGAAGAGAUUUUCGGGAAAGAAGAAGAAGAAUUAGAAGAAGACCGUAAUUCGAUUUGUCGGCCCAAGAAGAGACGAUCGCGAUUUCGAUCCAUUCAAAGUAUUUACAUGACCACCAAGCCCAUCAUUAAUGCAAGAUUCUCCGGCAACAGAAUCAUCCCCACUUUAACGCCCUCAUAAUUCUAAAAUAAAUAUUGUAGCUUCGAAUUUUCACUCUCGUUUUUUUCUUAGAAUAGUUUAUUGGAAAGGAAAAAAAAAAGAGUGUUCUUGGCUGAGUUUGUGUAUUUGCUUCCUGCUGCUUUCAUAUGGAUGGCCAUUGGAAAGUUUAGACAAGAGAUGCAAAUUGUUAUUAAUUGAAUG